ACGGUGGCACAGUCUUCUAGUUCACCUAGUCCGUGUGGUCGGGCGUUGUGGUCGCGUUGACUGUAGUGGGCAGGACUUGUUUCGUUGAAGAAGGCUCUUGUAGGUCUCUUGGUUAUACACUUAACCCUCGACUCAAAAAAAGUACGGCACGGUUUGGAAUCGGGAAGCGCAGGUGGUGUUUGUGUGACGAAGCUUCUUCAGCAGCGCUUGAAAUGGGGGCGAAUCGCCAACUGCUGAUGAGGGCUUUCUGGCUGCAGCUGCUCUUCAGUACACUGACCCUCGGAGUUGGAGGACACGAGGCGUACUACGAAGAGGACGGUGGCCUCUGGGGUCCUUCCGAAGUGAAGCGGCAGGGCCUGAUCCCGUUCCCGAGGGUCGGGCGGUCGGCCGGCCGAGACCUGGGUCGUGGACCCGAGGAACUGCUCACCCUGGACACCGAGCUUGGCUCCGACUGGGCCUUUCUGCUCCUACCCUACAAGCGACGCAGCAACAACUUCACGCCACGCAUUGGACGCAAGCGAAGGUCCGUGUCCGAGGACGGUGGCCACGGGGACUCCUCCGACAUGCGGGCGCUGUCUAGGCACUCCUGGCCGGCACUGGACUGGUCCUACCCCAGGAUGUCCCAGCAGAUGAUCCCCGUCCCCAGGAACGGCAGGGGAUCGUUCGUGCCCAGGCUGGGCAAGCGAAGAAUGGGCUACGACGAUCCCGAGUCCUGGGACAGCAGAGAGUUCUCGGCGUCCGGCGAUCCGAAGCGAGGCUCCUUUACACCUAGGAUAGGCAGGGCCGCCUUCACGCCUAGAAUAGGCAGGACCCCGUUUACGCCGAGGAUCGGGCGCAGCGGCGACUCCAACAAGGACACCAUGUCCAACGACGACAAGGCUCAGUCAGCAUCGGGGUCGGACUCAAAUUCCCGCUCCUCUGUCUGAUUAAGAAGACCUAGGAGCCCAAGUUUCUCUACCGCGAGGGGAACAAAAAAAGCCGAUGCAUGCUGGAGCCUCUUCCAUCGAGCAGCCAAGCGGAUCAUCCCGUGGAUAAUUGGAAGAUUAUCCAGGACCACGGGGCUGCGCUGAAGAGGCUCGAGGAGGAACGCAUCACGUGUGUUGUGUUCCGCGUUGCACACCUGCUUGGUAUUAUAUGAAUAAAGUUAAUUUAAAAAGA
Ixodes scapularis (black-legged tick) is the source of this 1158-nucleotide messenger RNA. RefSeq lists its product as uncharacterized. The record is from RefSeq and is a predicted model, not a curated record. Lineage: Eukaryota; Metazoa; Arthropoda; Arachnida; Ixodida; Ixodidae. The coding region runs from base 213 to 926 and encodes 237 amino acids. The transcript is spliced from 4 exons.